Messenger RNA from Sitophilus oryzae (rice weevil), 2115 nucleotides. It is a transcript of the gene IFT54, whose product is annotated as TRAF3-interacting protein 1. The coding region runs from base 60 to 1718 and encodes 552 amino acids. Gene Ontology annotation, cellular component: centrosome; axoneme; ciliary basal body. The transcript has 6 exons. Gene Ontology annotation, biological process: regulation of microtubule cytoskeleton organization; cilium assembly; intraciliary transport. Lineage: Eukaryota; Metazoa; Arthropoda; Insecta; Coleoptera; Curculionidae. Gene Ontology annotation, molecular function: microtubule binding. The record is from RefSeq and is a predicted model, not a curated record.
GUUGUCAUAGCAACGAAAAAUGUCAACAAUAUUUCAUCAAUUUUCUAAAUAUUUAAAAGAUGUCAGAAGUAAACGUAGAAAUUAUUACAAAAACACAAAAGUCAAUGGGAAAAUACGUGAAAAAACCUGUUUUAACUGAAAAAUUACUAUCUAAACCUCCUUUUAGGUUUCUGCACGAUAUUAUUAAAGCAGUAAUUCGCGAUACCGGUUUUUUAAACGGUUUAUUCACAGAGAAUGAACUGAAUUACGAAAAAGUGAAAGAUAAAGAGGCCAAAGUAGUUUUUUUAACAAAACUGAUUGAAGCUGUUAAACAUCUUUCUAAAACUGACCUAAAAGUGCGACCAAGCAAAAUUGUAGCUGGUUUAGAACCAACAGAAACGAAUAUAUUUUUACAAACUAUAGCAAAAUGUAUAGAUAUGAAAAUUGAUACGACAGAAUAUGUUUUUAAAGUCAAUUCCGGAAAACUUGCCAAAGAAAACCCAGUCAAAAAAUCAUUACAGAUCGAAAAAGAUAAAACAAAAAAUAAAGAUAAAAAAAAUAAAGAUAAUAGCAUAAAUAAAAGCAAGAAGGUUAGCAGUAAUGAAACGCCAAAAUCAAUAGACAGAACCAAGGAUUCGUCAAGAACUUCAAACAAAGAUAAACCAAAUAAGAGUAUAAAACUUAAAAAAAAAAGUUCCUCUCCAAAAGAGGACAGUGGAAAAGUUCUUCAGACAGACAACAAUGUUGCUAAAGAAAUUACUAACACCAUACAAUCAGAAGUAAAUGAUGAUGAAACAAAUAGCAGACCCCCAAACAUUGAUAAUGAAGCGCUACGGGAUGACAGUGUAGAACAAAAAGAAACAUCUGAUCAAGUACUAAAAGAAAAUCUGGAAAUACAACCAACAUUUUCAGAUGCACGAAUCACUAGUGCUGGUUUGGCAAGACCAAAAUCAGCUAGACCAAAGAGUGGUGAUCGUUUGCUUCCAGACAAGAAGAAAAAUGAAAAUGUUUCACAAAUAUUGGAGAGUGGACCAACAGAAAUGAAGGUUUUUCCCUCGGGGACUCCUAAAAGACCUUCAAGCUCACUACGUCCACCGAGUGUUAGGCCUUCUAGCGCGAGACCUGGGGCUCCAAGAUUAAGACCCGACAGUGCAUUACCCUCCAAUGAACCGGUAGCCAUGGGAAAUAUCAAAGUUAUUAUUGAAAAUGUACCUGAUGAUGAAGAUACAGUAAUUAUACAGAAUGCUCCAGAGGAUGAAGAGGAUAAUAACAUAGCCUCUUCAGAUUUGUUGAACGUUUCUGGAGAAAAUAAAGGUCAAUUGGUAGAGCAAAUUUUGGAGCAAAUUCAAGAAGAAGGAUCUAAGAGGAAGGUGGAAAUCGAUUGGGAACAUGAUGAGUUGAGAGGUAAAGAUGCAACAACCAAGGAAGUCACUCAAUUAAGAUCUCUGAUCCAGUCCUUGACAAAAACAGCAAAUCCUCUAGGAAAGCUGAUGAAUUACCUUCAUGAGGAUUUAGAUGCUAUGCAUAACGAACUGCAAACGUGGACAAAUACUAAAAAACAACUAUAUUCUGAGAUUGAGAAACAAAAAAAGUCUUGCAUGGAAUUUAGUAAACCACUGAUAGCCAAAUUAGAACAUUUAAAAGAAGAGAUUAAGAAACAAGAACGUGAAAUAACUCUUGUUAGGAGUACCAUUUUAAAAAAUGAACAAAGACUAUCCGAAUUGUUAGGGAAUAAGUAAAUUUUCAUAUAUUAACACAUAAAACUUUUUAGUACUGUUGACAUUAUACGGUGGCUUCAUUGAAGCUGGAAAAAUAGCAUUUAGUGGUAACUAUGUAUAGAUAAGGUAGGUGAAAAAUGCCUCUUUAUCUUUAUAUUACCCAAAUAAUCACUUUCAUUUGGCUGUUGACUUAAUAUGGUAACUUAUCUCUAAUUGUUCUCAUUAUUUAGUAUAAAAACUACCUGAAGAAAGGGUAUAAAUUUUAGGUGAGUAAAUAUUUGAUAAUCACAAAUAUACCUUAAUAUAUGACUUGUCACAAGUCGAACCAAUGUUAGGGCAAAUAUUUCAAAUUUUGUUAGUAUAAGCCAUCAAGUGUAUAUUAUUGUAUAAUAAUCACCAUUUACCAAAGUGCAUUUAU